Molecule: messenger RNA, 1798 nt
Organism: Cynara cardunculus var. scolymus (artichoke)
Lineage: Eukaryota; Viridiplantae; Streptophyta; Magnoliopsida; Asterales; Asteraceae
Product: protein PHOSPHATE STARVATION RESPONSE 1-like
Exons: 8
Coding region: 256-1545 (429 amino acids)
Molecular function (GO): DNA-binding transcription factor activity; DNA binding
Source: RefSeq, a predicted model, not a curated record
UUCGUCUGCGGUGAUGAAAUCAAUACGACAAGCAAUAUCUGUGUUAAAAAAAACCACUCAAAAACGUCAGAUUCCAUCAACUCAAUCUCUUCAGAAACCGUUCAAAUUGUCUGUAUAUCGGGAGCUGUUAAGGAUUUCGGGUUGUUCGAUUUUGUUGUUAUGAUCUAAGGAAACAGCUUUGCAUAGCUGGGCUAAAUGCGUUAAGCUAACCUAUGCCAAGAAACCUAUUAACUUCUUUCUCUUGCCACAUUAGUUAUGGAGGCAGAACCUGCAUUAUCCAUUCAAAGAUCAGGUGGAAGACAACUUAGUAACCAUGGAGGAGCAACUGCAGCUCUAUCUUCAUCUUUUCCUAUCCAUCGUACCAAUCUUGACGAAAAACUUCCCAAGUUGUUGGAUUCUCAACAGUCUUCAACUAAUGGAACCGUUGGUCACAUUUUCUCUUCGUCUUCAGGGAUGUCUUCACAUCUUCACUUAUCUUCUGUCUCUCCGGAUGAAACUUGUUCCAAAAAAGCCCCUUUUGUUACCACUCAGUCAUUGGGUGUUCUUCGCUCUACUGCAUUCCGUCAAUAUAUGAAAGAAAAUAACAGUAGUUCUUGGUGUACAGACUCACUUUCUGAUUUUCUUGAUUACCCGGAAAAUAUCCCUAUCGAGUCGAGUAAUCUAGAACACAAUGACAGUGGUUUGAUGCCACCUGAGGAUAUUGGCAAGCCAAAUGAUUGGCAAGAUUGGGCUGACCAGCUAAUCACUGAAGAUGAUGCUAUAACACCAAAUUGGAAUGAGAUUCUAGUUGAUGCUAAUGUUGAUGAUCCAGAGCCAAAGAUGGCAUUUCAUGUGGGGAGAUCAUCUACAAACUUGCUCAAAGUAAAAAACCUGGUUCCCGCGUCACCUGGAGAGGCUUGCGCCCCGUUAACGCCAUCAUCAUGUGGGAGUGGGUCCCAAAGCAAGCCACGAAUGCGUUGGACGCCUGAACUUCAUGAAGCCUUUGUGGAGGCAGCCAACAAGCUCGGUGGAAGUGAAAGAGCUACCCCCAAGGGAGUAUUGAAGCUAAUGAAAGUUGAGGGCUUAACAAUCUAUCAUGUGAAAAGUCAUCUACAGAAAUAUCGGACAGCUAGAUACAAACCCGAACCUUCAUCAGAAGGGUCUUCGGAGAAAAAACCUACUCCAAUGCAAGAUUUAUCGUCAUUCGAUUUGAAAACGAGUUCGGAGAUCACCGAAGCAUUACGAUUACAGGUGGAAGUUCAGAAAAAACUACACGAACAACUUGAGAUUCAAAGAAACCUACAAAUGAGAAUAGAAGAACAAGGCCGAUACCUCCAAAUGAUCUUCGAGAAGCAAUGCAAGUUUGGCAUCGACCAGCUCAAAGCUUCAUCGUGCACCCUGGAAAAGUCCGAAGCCGAGAUGACCAACGAAAUUUCUAGCUCGCCGACCAAUACCGAAACAAAACCCGACCCAAUUACGGUUGAACCAUCUAUAGAACCCGAGCCAUUGGAAUCACAACCAUCGAAGCGUGCUAAAUUAAACGAGUCAUCUAUUGAAUCAUCGUAAGGAAACUGUAUAUAUAUGGGCAACCAGUCACUUCCUAUUGUUUUCAUUCCGAGCCCAUAAGGUUCGAGUGGUUUUCGAUUAUGAACGUUAUUAGUUUAAGAAUGCUAAAUUAGCGCGAUCUUUCUGAUGCAUGUUUUCGUGUAUCCUAGAAACGAAUGUAGCUUAGGUAGAAAAGUAUUACGAUUCGUGUAAUUUGUCAAAGCUGACUUUGCUUGAUUCUAGUGUAAAUGUGCAUUCGAUUCAGAUUGUUUUC